Molecule: messenger RNA, 3900 nt
Organism: Oryzias melastigma (Indian medaka)
Lineage: Eukaryota; Metazoa; Chordata; Actinopteri; Beloniformes; Adrianichthyidae
Gene: pdgfba
Product: bromodomain-containing protein 4B
Exons: 7
Coding region: 834-2486 (550 amino acids)
Biological process (GO): positive regulation of phosphatidylinositol 3-kinase/protein kinase B signal transduction; positive regulation of protein autophosphorylation; platelet-derived growth factor receptor signaling pathway
Cellular component (GO): membrane
Molecular function (GO): platelet-derived growth factor receptor binding; growth factor activity
Source: RefSeq, a predicted model, not a curated record
UGUCAAACUUGAUGCGUUCACUGGAGGUGAAACAGACUUGUGUGUGUGUUUGUGUGUAAAAGCCGCUCGCUGCUCAAGACGCAACCAGAGACGGGAGGCGCGCCGCGGAGCGCAGGGCGAGAACAGCUUGAUCCAAACGAAAGGACAGAGACUCAGCGGGAAGAGAGCAAGUUUCAGGGAGCCUCUAGUCUGUGCAGCUGAGUGAUUUGCACCACAGCAAGAAGAUUCUAAUAUCUGUAGAGAGAAUUACGCACGGAGCGCCAUUCCGGAGUGAAGCAACUUUUACGCACGGACCUUUGGAGAUGCAACGGUUCAUUUAUUAGGAGAAAACUGAACUAUUAUCAUUGGAAAGUCAACAGUUUUGCAAUUUUUGAUCUGGAAUUUUUUUUUUUCAAACAUCUUUGAGUUGGCGGAUACUUUUAUUGGAUUGGUUUAUUUGAAAGCUUCAAAUUGAACUGAAUUCAAAGAUUUUAGGAAUAUUUAUGAAGGGACUGUAUUGAAUGUGCCAUAGUGUGCACUGACGUUAUCCCACUAUUCACCCUUGAUCUCUCCUUGAGUGAUUUUUUUUUAAUAACAUUAUGGAUUGUCAGACGUCAAAACAGCGGUAUGGAUAGAGUCAGACGUCUAGCCUCCGCGUGAGUCACCGUGAGCAAACAUUUGGAUAAGCGGCGCUUAUUGGCCGUGACACGUUUGGGGAUAUUUAACAGUGCGUGCUUUGCGCAGGCGGUCAGCGCACGACACACUGGGACGAGAGUCGGUGCAGCCGCGGGAUUGGACCCCGCUGUGCUAAAUGCCCAGCCGGUCGCUUGCGGCUCCUCAGGCUGGGCGGCAACAUGAGGUCUUGGGUCCUGCUGCUCCUGGCUGCGGUUUUAGCGACCCCGCCGCGGCUCGGGCGCGCUGAGGGCGACCCGCUCCCCCCAUCCUUAGUUGACCUGGUGAGAAAUUCUCCCAUCUCCUCUGUAGACGACCUGAAGCUUCUACUGCAGCAGGAGACAAGUGAAAUAGAAGAUGAGGAGGACAAGCAUGAUACUCUUCCAGACCCCACACAUGCUCGAUACGUUCGCAGCCUCUCUGAGGCACAGCCGGCACAGCAAGCAGUCUGCAAAGUCCGAACAGAGGUGAUGGAGAUAACAAGGUCAAUGCUGGACCGCCGCAACACCAAUUUCAUGCUGUGGCCCCCGUGUGUGGAGGUGCAGCGGUGUUCGGGUUGCUGCAACAGCCGGCAGUGGCAGUGCGUUCCCGUUGUUACCUCCAGCAGAUACCUGCAGGUAAUAAAGAUCCAAUACAUAAACCGAAAGCCCCACUAUGAAAAAGCCAUCAUCUCAGUGGAGGAUCACGUCAGCUGCAGGUGUCAUACUGCAUCUUCAGUUGCCUCCAUCUCUCGCUCUACCUCUCAGAGCAACCCCAGUCCUCCUCCACCACCACCACAACAACAGCCGCCGUCUUCCCACCAUCCGCUUCCUCCUCCCCGACCAGCUCACCCUCCCUCAUCUAAGACUCACACCUCCAAGGCUGACCUCCAUCGCCAUGAUGACCUAAAGCACAACCAACAACAUUAUAACUCUGAAGAGCGUGAUCCGGUAGCGAGGCAAUGGCAUCAAGGAAGUUACACUCAGCUGGUGCGCUGGUCGCAGCCCAGAGUGCAUCAUGCCACAAUGCACGCGCAACCGGGAAUGCACCAAACCACAGCCGGGAUGAACAAAAGCUGGCUAUCCGAAGCAAGGGGAGAGCACAGAGUCAUGGGAAACCCCCCACAGCCAGGACACGGUAGUGGCUAUGAUGGGAGCAGAGAGGAGGGGGGCCAUCCUGCAUCAAACAGUGAUGUACCCUAUCCUGACCAUGCAUCAAGGCAACAGCAGCUGUUGCAGCAUCAGCAGAGACAGUAUCAUCAUCAGUCCCAAUACCCACAAGAUCACGGCUACAUAGGAGCACAAUACCAAGAGUUGACAACACAAAUCCGGCUCAGUUUUCUGCAGUCAGACAGCCCUUCACCUUUCAGCCCAACCCAGUCACCCAGUUUUGGAGAUAAAUCCUCUCACCCUCCAACUACUGAUCAAAAAGACUCAGUGACCAUCCAAAAGACUGCACAGGUCACACAUUACAAACAGACUGAAGGAAUCAUUCAGAAAGAAGGGAGGGAGGAAAGUGGGUCAACUAAUAGUGGAGACUCAGUCGGGGCAGAGUUGACCAAUCAGGGGAAAGAGAGAGACUCUAAAACGAGCUCUGAGGAAGGUCGUUUAACAGAAGAGGAGAGGAGACAAAAACUUCUGGAAAUAGUACAGAAGGAACCGGAUAAACCUUCUCUUCUCAAUCUGCCACAUUUUCAGCAAAGACCAAAGCCAACCACAUUCAAAACAGCAUUACCAACUGCAGCUCCAAUGUUGGCAACAGCUCGCCAGGUGCCGUUUCGACCUGCUUCCCCUCGGCGAAGGAGAAAACACCGCAAACGCAUCAGCAAAGCUGCUAUGAGAGCUAUGAUCAUGUAGAAAAGGAAGCCAUUAAGCUAACUGAAAGAUCCAUCCAUACAAAGGGAUGUGGAGACACAAGGAUGUGUUUCCUCGAAGAUGGAAGUUUGUAGCCAUUUGGAUCGAUCAAAAGUGGUGGACCGUCCUCCUAUUUCUCUGGACAACUUCACAGGAAGUCUGCUCUCCAGAGGUGUCACGAAGCGUCCUGCUUUCUGGACUGAACAGAUUGUGAACUCCUGGGAUUAGUACACACUGGAUCUUGUUUGCUACAAAUGCCAUCAAGGAGGAUUUUUGGAAGUGCCCCUGAAGAAAAAAAAGCUAGACAGAUAGUAGCCAUUGACUGGCCACAUUUUCUAUGUUGUAAGUGACUGAAUUUUUGAUUGAGGACUUAAAAACAGGACAAUGAGGACACUGGACUGAACCGACAUCUACAAACUGGAGACUGAAACUCAUGCCUCAACGCCAAACAUUACUGUACUGUUCUUCUAUCUUGUCUCAAUCUAACAUUAGCUAACACUGGAGUAGGCAAACACUGAUCGAAAUACACUGAAUUUAGAGAAGAGUUCUGCUGUGUACUGUAGCUAGUUAUUCUGGAAAAUAUCAAUAACCUUUUCAUUCAUAGAAACUGCUGCCAGAUCCAAAGGAAAUAGAAUAACAACAAAAAAUAAAUAAAUAAAAAUGCCUGCUUUGAUAACAUGCUAGCAAGUCUUAAAGGCCUGGCUUUUAGAGGUUGCCAUUAUGUAUAAAUGCUUUUAGAGAAUCAUUUCCAAGGGAAAAAUAAAAUGUUAUUUCUUAACUUAUUAAAAAGAAGAUAUAAAGUCCUCUGGUUCUCAAGUGUAAUUAUUGUUUCUCUUGUCAGGUUAUAAUUAUUGGUUGUAAAACUGUUAUUGUAUGAAAUGUUUUUGUUUUUUUGUUUUUUUUUUAAUAAAAAAGAAAUGUUCAAAUAAUCUUGCAGUUUUAUGUUGGUGUGCAUGCACAUGCUUCCAAAGGGAUACUCAGUUGCACGGUAAAAUGGGGUUAAAGUACUUUGAACCACCUCCUUAAUCUUUGUCCUGUGGCUGAGACCGGCAGCACUGUCAUGCAAUUCAAACAUGGGGUCAGCAAAAAAGUCUGGUUACUAUAGCGACACAUAGAUGCAGAUGUCAACUGAGGGGUAUCAUGUGGUGAAAGGGAGAUGGAGGGGCGAGAGAGAGAGAGCGUGUCAGGCCCUGGAAUUGCUAGAAGAUGAAUGACAGAGGGAGAGGGGGGAGAAGGGGGGGCACGGAAGCAUGACAGAAAUAUGACCAGAGGAGAUACGGCGGCUAAAAUGGGUAUGUGCGGCUGAAAAUAUGACAGCAGAGAUAGUCAGUUGUUCGACAUUUAUGUGAGAGAAGAUGAUUAAAUUGUCAUUAAUAGCUGGGUUUCCCCCUGCAAAGAAAGCUCUGUCAGCAGAUUC